Molecule: messenger RNA, 2251 nt
Organism: Juglans microcarpa x Juglans regia
Lineage: Eukaryota; Viridiplantae; Streptophyta; Magnoliopsida; Fagales; Juglandaceae
Product: protein FAR-RED IMPAIRED RESPONSE 1-like
Exons: 2
Coding region: 652-1617 (321 amino acids)
Biological process (GO): regulation of DNA-templated transcription
Molecular function (GO): zinc ion binding
Source: RefSeq, a predicted model, not a curated record
GUGUUGAAGCUUUAAUACACUACUUCCAGGAUAUGCAUAAAAAAAAAUCCUGACUUUUUUUAUGCGAUUGAUGUGGGGCCUGACAUGCGGUUAAAAAAUGUGUUUUGGGCAAACGCCCGAAGUAGAGCUGUGUAUCAAUCAUUCGGGAAUGUGAUGACAUUUGAUAUAACAUACCUGAUCAAUGCUUAUAAAAUGCCUUUUGCGCUGUUUGUGAGUGUGAACCAUCAUGGUCAGUCAAUUCUAUUCGAGGGUGGAUUGAUAUCCAAUGAGGAUGCACAUACUUUUGAGUGGUUGUUUGAGUCAUGGUUGAAGUGUAUGCAUAACUGACCACCAAAUGCAAUCAUUACAAACCAAGAUAAGGCAAUGCAACUUGCAAUUGCGAGGGUGUUUCCAUCGUCUAGGCAUCUCUUUUGCUUGUGGCAUAUCAUGAAGAAACUUCCUAAAAAGUUUGGGUCACAUUCUCGAAAUGACGAGAUCAAGAGUACUCUACACAAAUGUGUGUAUGACUCGUUAAGUGAGAAUGAGUUUGAAGAAUGAUGGUGCGAAUUGCUUGACACAUAUGAUCUUCGCGAUAAUGCUUGGUUGGGAUCUCUUUAUGUUGAUAGGCAGUCUUGGGUGUCGGCAUACGUUAAAAACACAUUUUGGACUGGAAUGUCAACUACACAACGUAAUGAAAGCAUGAAUGCAUUUUCUGAUGACUACGUUCACUCUAGGACCACAUUGAAACAAUUUGUUUAUCAGUAUGAUUUAGCCCUUAGGAGGAAGGCAGAGAAUGAAGCAACUGCUAACUUCAAUUCAUUUAACAGUGAGAUUCCUUGCAUCUCCCGCUAUCCUAUCGAGAAGCAAUUUCAAAAAACAUACACAAUUGCCAAGUUUAAGGAAGUCCAAGAAGAAUUUCGAGGGUUUUUAUAUUUAACUACCUCGUAUUUAGGGGGCAAUGGUGGAAAAUAUAUGUACAUAGUUGCGGAUGAGAUUGAAGUGAGUGAUGGAUUCCUUAAAUGUGUAAACUACAUCGUGAGCGUACAUGAAGAAGAUUCCCUAGAUAUUACAUGCAAUUACAAGUUAUUUGAGUUUAAGGGAAUAUUAUGUAGACAUGCUCUUCGUAUUCUGGUGCAAUUAGUCAAGAGUGAAGUUCCACCAAAAUAUAUUUUGGAUCGGUGGAUAAAGGAUAUAAAGAGAAAAUAUAUCCAAAUAAAAAGUAGUUAUGAGGCGACGAGCAACCCCGAGAGACAAAGGUAUGAUUGGAUCCAAACUCGCUUCUAUCAACUGUGUUCAAAUGCUGCAAAGACCGAGCAAAACUGUGUGAAAUUGAUCGAUCAACUAGAAAAGUUGAAGCUAGAGUGCCCGGAUGACGAUUCAAGAGAAGGUACUUCCACAACUGCUCCAGCUACUCCCAUGGAUGGCUCGAAGGGCCAAGUUCUUAGUCCAUUGGUAGCUCGGAGUAAAAGGAGACCACUAAGAGAAGAACGCACCCCAUUGAGAAGGCUCUCAAGAAACCGAAUACAAGAAGGAGAUUGCCUACAACUAAGGUUGUAUAUUGCACCAUUAUUUUUGAACAUUUGUUUGUUUGCGCCUGCUUCAUUUUUUUAUUUUCCAUAUAUUAAUGAAGUGUCUUAAUUUCCAGCUUGAUUGUCAAGAUUGCAAAAUUUCAUCUUAGGUUACAUAUUACAAUAUUAUUCUUGAUUUUUGUUGAUAUGCAUAGAGGAGUAGUCACUUAUCAAGAGAAGAUAUACCAAAUUACAAUGUGAGUGGCACACAACAAAUGGCUCCACAAACCAAGGUACACUUAAAAAGUCAAGUGUCCACAAGUUUAUUCCUAUUCUUUUCUUUUGUUUAUGUAUAGAACCCAAAAAAUGAUAUUUGAUCAUUUUCCUAUGUAUCCUGGCAACAUGAUCAAGAAAGUCCAGUUUGGACACAUACGCUAGAUUAUUUUUGUUCUCCCUCGACUGCUCCUCCACCUCCAGUACAAGCACAACCUGUGCUAUCGAAUCUCUUGGAUCAGGAUGAUCUAUAUUAGCCUAGAUGGUGGCAGCCAUGAUGGUGUAUUUUUUAUGGUGUAGAAAAGCAUACGUGUUUUUGUGUAGAAAGUAUUUUGCCUAUUAUUGUUGGGCGUUUGUUGUAAAUGAAUUUUUUUGUAUUUAUGAUGGUGUUGUCCAGCAAAAGUGAUUUUUGUGCCAUUAGUAUCCUAAACACUUAUUGUAUAGCAAAAUUUUGUAAAUGAAGUGCAUUUUGAGGAGGUGUUGUGGCUAUU